UCAACGCAGUCGGAACGUUUUAAAAAUAAACGCGCUACGUACAAAAUUAGCCGACUACAAAUAAAUCCAAAGCAGACUCUUAAUUCAAAUUCAAAUUGAACGUUAACAGUUCCAAAUUCUAUUAAAAAAAAAAAAAACAAACCAAAAUCAAAUUUUUCAACAUGUUCAGCUCGUUGACAGCCUCCCUGAAGAGCUUUGGCGACAAGACCGUCAACUUGUUCAGCAAGAAGAAGGAUGAGGCUGAGAAGUUGGCCAGCGACAAGGCUGUCGAGGCGCAGAAACUAGCCGAGGAGCAGGCCAAGAAGGUGGGACAGUCCGUGCAGCAGACCAAGAGCGAAGCCGAGCAACUGGCUGCCAGCACAGCCAAGGAUGCUGCCGCUCUGGCCGCUGCCGAGGCACAGAAGGCUGGCCAGGUGAUUGAUCAGGGCGUCAAUCGCGCCGCCGGCGCUGUCAAUCAAACCAAACAGGCUGUGGACCAUACUGUCGGCCAGGCCACCGCCGCCGUGCAAAACUCCAAGCAGGUGGCCGCCAAUGUGGCGGAGGCCUCCCAGCGUGCCGCUGCCACUGCCGUCGACCAGACCAAAAAGGCCGCCAAUGAGGCGAUCAACAAGAGCGUCAAGGCAGCCGAAUCUGUUGCCGAUCAGAAGCUUAAGCAGGCCGAGGGCGCCAUCGAUGGCGCCAUGAAACAGACCAGCCAGACGGUGGACCAGAAGUUGCACGAGGCCAAUCAGUAUGUGGACCAGAAGCGCGAAGGACUCGAGAAGAACAUACAUGAGGCGGCCACUCAUGCACAGGAUACCGCUGGCCAGCAGGCCACACAGAUCCUUGGCAAGCUGCAUCUGGGUCCCAAGUAGAUGCUUGCUCCGAUCCAUAUACUUAACACCCUCCCCCCCCCCCAAAAAAAAAAAAACAAACCGUAAAUAAUCUGAGUGUAAUAAACCAUGAAAAUGCUUUAAAAAAAAUACAAAAAACAAAAACGAAAA
Molecule: messenger RNA, 983 nt
Organism: Drosophila novamexicana
Lineage: Eukaryota; Metazoa; Arthropoda; Insecta; Diptera; Drosophilidae
Product: late embryogenesis abundant protein ECP63
Exons: 3
Coding region: 162-854 (230 amino acids)
Source: RefSeq, a predicted model, not a curated record